Messenger RNA from Sphaerodactylus townsendi, 5278 nucleotides. RefSeq names its product ankyrin repeat and LEM domain containing 2 (gene ANKLE2). The transcript has 13 exons. Lineage: Eukaryota; Metazoa; Chordata; Lepidosauria; Squamata; Sphaerodactylidae. Gene Ontology annotation, cellular component: endoplasmic reticulum. Bases 93 to 3158 code for a protein of 1021 amino acids. Gene Ontology annotation, biological process: negative regulation of phosphorylation. Gene Ontology annotation, molecular function: protein phosphatase 2A binding. The record is from RefSeq and is a predicted model, not a curated record.
GGGGGAAGGAGCGACGGAAGCCGGGAGGCCGCUUCUGAGGUACUUGUCCCGUGUCCGAGCGUGCGUCGGGUCCGGCUCGUCGGGGUCGAGUGAUGGAGCGGUGGUGGUUGUCGUCGGCGACGGCGGGGUGGUCGGGCUGGGGCGGGACGUGGCGGGACGCCUGGGCGGGCUGGCCAGCCUGGGAGCUGCUGACUGCCUGCGCGGUGAUCGGCGCCCUGGGCUUGUUGCUGCGCCUGUGGGACAGGAGAGCCGGCGGCCGCGGAAGCCCCGAAGCUGGAGCAGGGGCGUCGUCGUCCUCUUCCAGCUCGACUCCUGCGCCUGAGGAGAACCCGAGAUGCCGUGGGAGCCGUCAAGGAGUAAUAACAAUGGAUAACAUAUUGUCACGACUGAAGCAGCUAACUCCUGAUGAGCUUAGAGAAGAAAUUGUCAAGGCGGGACAGAAAUGUGGUCCCAUUACACUAACCACUAGGUCAAUUUUUGAAAAAAGAUUGGCCCAAUCACUGUGGGAAGAGCAAGGAGAGCCAUCUGUUUCAAAUGGUGUUCCUGGAACUGCAGCAGCUGAUAACAGCCAGCUAGAAACAAGCAAACCUCCAGUGAAUCAAAAUGGUUAUGGAAGCUCCUCUGAAGAUGCUGAUUUUGGGUACAGUAUGGGUUUGAACCCACCAGAAGAGGAAGCCCUAAUGCACAAAGUUGGUCCUAGAUCCAUUGAUGAAACAACAGGAGUUGAUUCUUCAGCAAGUUCACAGACACUUUCUAAGGAACCUCAACAAUACUAUGGAGUAUGUCCAGUUUAUGAUGAUAUAUUGGCAAGAAAUGAGAGAGUGCAUGUGUAUGAGGAUAAAAAGGAAGCCUUGCAAGUUGUUAAAAUGAUAAAAGGCUCACGGUUUAAAGCUUUCUCAAACAGGGAAGAUGCAGAGAAAUUUGCCAAAGGGAUAUGUGAUUAUUUCCCAUCUCCAACCAAGGCUUCUUUAUCCUUGUCCCCUGUGAAAGUUUGCUCGGUUUUUAACAGAGAUGGGUUAUGCUCUCCUGAGAUGGAAGCAGUUAGUAAAGAGAGAGCCAACAGUUUUAAAAGUCCUCGUACGCAGGAUCUUACUGCCAAACUUCGGAAGGCUGUUGAAAAAGGAGAUGAAACUACAUUCUUGGAGCUCAUCUGGAGUAAUCCUCGCUAUCUCAUUGGUUCUGGUGACAACCCAACAAUUGUCCAGGAAGGCUGCAGAUACAACGUCAUGCAUGUGGCAGCCAAGGAGAACCAGCCUUCUAUCUGCCGGUUACUAUUGGACACUUUGGAAAAUCCUGAAUUUAUGCGGAUGAUGUAUCCAGAUGAUGACAUGAUCAUGUUGCAGAAGCGUAUCAGAUAUAUUGUUGAUCUCUAUCUUAAUACACCAGACAAAAUGGGUUUUGACACACCUUUGCAUUUUGCUUGCAAGUUUGGGAACUUAGAAAUGGUUAGUGUGCUCACCUCACACCCAGACAUUGAAAAGCACUCAAAGAACAAAUAUGAACAGACACCAGUAGACGUAAUUUGCGAGAGGAGCAAAAAUAAAUCUGUGGAUCUGAAAGAAAAAAUCAGGGAAUACUUGAAAGGUCAGUAUUACGUGCCACUCUUUCGAGCAGAAGAUAAUGCCUCAGCACCUGUGAUUGGAGCACCUUGGUCACCUGACCAGACAGAUGACAACCCACGUGAUGUUUUACCUAGAUAUACUGGCAGCCCUAAAGAUCCUGUGUUAACAGUGAGGGCUUAUGCCGGCCCAAUGAGCCCUUCCAAGGCAGACGACUUUCGCAGGCUUUGGAAGACUCCGCCUCGAGAGAGAGCAGGAUUUUUUCACAAUCUUAGAAAAUCUGAUCUGGAAAGAGGAGUUGAAAGAGUUGGAAGGGAGUUAGCUCAUGAACAGGGGUUCCCGUGGGUUGAAUACUGGGAAUUUCUGGGCUGUUUUGUUGAUCUGUCUUCCCAGGAGGGGUUACAAACUCUAGAAGAAUACCUGAACCAACAGGAAAUGAGUGAUAAAGCCCAGCAGGAAAUGGGAGAGAAUGAAACCCACAACAGAGGCAAAACUACACAACUUUCUGGCAAAGGUAAAAAAAGCUGCAAUUCCAUUUCUGUUGGAGCGUUUUUAGACGACGAUGACAUGAGCUUAGAAGAAGUGAAGAACAGGCAGAACGCAGCUCGGAACUACAGCCGAGCAACUGCAUCCAGUGAACCAACAAUCACAGAUAUUGAAGGUUCGGAGCGUGACAUCCUCUCCAUUGCACAUACAGGAGGGAUAAUACCGAUGGCAGACGUCUCCAAUGGGCCCCGUGAGAAUGGGGUUUCGGCCAGUAAAAACAGAUGUUGUAGUCCUGCAACAAGCGAUAGGACAAUAAGUGCUCACAGGAGGCAUCCCAGUCAAGAGGGAGAAGAUGGCCUUCCAUUGUCCGCCUCUAAUUUAAUGGAAGAAUUUGAUAAACUGGCUUGUCAGGACCAGACAGUGGGAGAUGACUGUUCGACAGGGAAGACAAGACCAGCCGAUUCAGAAAGUGAGGAGCGAUUUCAGUCGGAAAGUACGAGGCAGCUUAGGAAACACAGGGACAACCUGACUAAGGCAGGUGCUGCUGUUGGAAAGACGGAGGAUACAAAGAUGAGGACGGGAGAGAAGCUGCCACUAGAUGGAAGACCAUCAGCAGAAACCGAUGUCUGGAAUGGAGAAACAAAACAGUUUUGCAAUUCCGAACUGCAGCCUGAAAUGUCUGCAGGAUGCCACUUGAGGACUCCACCCUCAACUGAAAGAGCUAAGAAGCUGUUUCUCUUGGGUGAGAAGCCAUUGAAAUUGGACAACGAUGUGUUAACAGCUCUACAUGGAGUAGAGAUUGACCCACAAAGAUACCCUGCUGUUUAUAAGUGGACCACUUCGGUACAGUCCUACUCUCCUUCUGACCGGCAAAGUUGGCCAACUCCAGGACUGAAAAGUUGUUUCAAACGCCAGACAGUUCCAAGCCCACCUGGUGGUCCACUAUGUAGCCCCGGAAAGAACACUCUUGUAUUCAGUAGCCCUGGGAAGUACAGCACAGCUGCUGCCAAUUUCUCUCCAGAAUUUGUGAGUCCUGGACGGUACAGCCCGGCAUACGUAAACCACAUUCUGUUAUCCAAACUGCAUCACUUUUCAGGAGCAACAAGUCAUUAGAAUAGGAUGCUUUUUAUAACUAUGAAGUUUUUUGUUGUUGUUUUUUUAACUGAAGGAAAACUAAGGUGUUGAAACACUGACAUGGUACGUUUCUUUCUUCAUGGAGGAAGGGGCUGUCCACAGCGUAUGUCUUCAUUCCAGUUGGUAGAUAGCUUGUUGGUGACUUGUAGAUUAGUAACAGUUAUGUGUUAGUAAAGAGAGGGUCUCCUUCUGAAUAGUGGAACUAUCUCUAAACAUAAUCCUGGCUAGGACGGAGGGCCUUUUUGAAGAAGAACAACUUGUCACCAACUCUACUUGACCCUGAUUUCUCCACAUUCAUAACGUUUUCAUAGUAGCAGCAGUAGAAUACAGAGCACUCAAGAUACCACGGCGUAUGCUUACAUUAGUCUUCCAGUUGAGCUAAGAGAGAAAAAAGAAUGGCUUUUUUCCACCUCCUUGAAAAUCGAACUGUUCAUCAGUGUACACAGAUAAUGGAUUUAUGGACAACUGUUUAAUUAGAAUUAUCGUUGGUUAAAAAAACAACCAGCAGAUGAUCACUUAAGUGUCCUAUGCUGAAACUUAAGAAAAAUCUCAUGUUAGAAACUAAUGGUGAUGAGUUUUGCUUGAAUAGAUUCUUCUGCCCCCUAAUGCAUCUGCCGUGGGCGACUUCGCAGUUCCCAUAUGCAAUCAAUAUUAGCAAUAACAUUACAAAAAUUCCCCAGUGAUCUGUUGCGGUCUCCUUUAUUAUCCUUCUACAGGAACAAAGUCCUUUUGAACUGGUUUGUUCGAAAUGUCUAGAAUAGAUAACCGAAGGGUCCCAUUCGAACACUUCGUAAUUUCUCCGGGAGUUAAAGGUCCAGCAUUUUUAGGCAUGAGCCCAUAUCUAUUUUUGUUGUUGUAUUAAUGAGCCUUUCUAGCAGCGUAAUUCGGUAAUUGCACAUAAAUUCACUGUCAUGUGUACAUGUUAUCGAGAAUAUCUAGAAAGGGGCACUUUUUCCAUUGUAGUGCUUGGAGAGAAAGUGAUGGGGAAGGGAGAGAAUAUGACCCAGCUUGUAAUCAUUACUGUGUCAGCCACUGAAUUGAUGUCUUUCUUACAAGUGUCCUGACCCUUUUCUAUAAUGUUCGUAAAUGCCGGUGGGUUUUGGUACCAAAUCCCAGAACUACACUGAAGGCUCUUCCAAUUUUAUUAGUGCCUUUUGUAACAUAUUUUUAUGUUUAAGAACGUGCUAUUCCCUUCUGUGAGCACUUCAAUUAGUUGUAACUUUCCAACAUUUUGGGUGAAGUGUUUUUAAGCUCUUUUUUAUUGUUUGGAGGGGCUGUAAACAGCUUUGUGCUACUUUAGUAUAUUUAUUUUAAAUCAUAGGUUAUAUAGCUGGCCUACAUGUAAACUAAUGAAUGUAUCUGCAGUUUUAGAGUGGCCCUUUUAUUAUGAAUCAUUUCCUAAUGUUAAAUAAUUGAACAUGGUGCAAACUACUUUAGGGGUUUUUUUUUGGUUCUUUCUAGAUUUGCCUCUGAAUUAGCAAUCUCGUGUUUGGCCCUUGAGUAUCAAAACAGAUUGCAAGAGAGCUGCUGUCCAGAUAGACAGAAACCAACUUUUUGGGGAUUUCAUCUCUGCAAUAGUCUAAAAGGGGAGUUUCCCAAUAAUUCCUGGGAGGGGGACAUUGGAAUUUAAUUCCUAGAAACACCUUGUUUUGUUGUCAGAGCUAAUGAAUCCAAGGUUGAGUGAUUGGCUAGGGAGAACCAUUCUCCACUCUGCUUUGUAUCUUUGACAAAGAUGAAAAUAAACUAAGACAGUAAUGCUAUGUAUGGCCAACUGCUAAGCACGCUCAUGUGUCCUCUUACAACUGUGUCAACAAAUUGAAAAUGUUCACUUAGAAAUAUCAUCAGAACUUUGACAGAACAAACUUAAACUGAGAGUGUUUUGUUUUCUUCUUUGCCCUUGUGAUAUGUAUGCAUUUUUUUGUACUUAAGUGUAACUUUUGGCGCACAAACUCUGUUCACACUUGUAUGUUGGUGGGGAGGGGUCCAAAGGGUUGGUGUUAGAGUGAUAUUAAUGUGGCUAGAAUUCACAUUUGAGUCUUUUUGGUCAAUGAGUUACAUAACUUUUUAACCACCUUAUUAAAUUUGCUUAUUUAAACAAA